AUGGAGACGGCUACCGAUGCAGACCUUGUCUUCUACCCCGCGUUCUGCUUCAAGGCGUCGCCAACGCAUUUCACCUGGGUGAAGAUGGCAAUAGCUGAUGUGCACAGGCUGAAAAGACCGAAAGGAUUUGAAGGCCAAAAAGUCUUCUUUUACAAGAACCACCCAAUCAGCUACAUCGCCGUGGCAGGUGUAAUCGUAGCCAGGACCGAUGUCCCCCGGCGGACGAUCCUGACUAUAGACGACAGCAGCGGAGCCACGCUAGACAUCGUCGUCUUACAAGCCGACCCAAAAGAGAAGGACUCAAGACAGUCCGCGCAGACGCUCAACUUUGCCAUCUCAGGCAUAGCAUCGGGAUCAAAUCCCGAAAAUAUCUCGGAAGAAAAGCCAGAUAUCCUAGCCAUGAAUCAAACAGUCCACGUCUCAGCGACAGAUCGGUCAAUCAUCGAUAUCUCGCAGCUCCAGCCUGGCGCUAUUGUCAAAGUCAAGGGCACGUUGAGCAUCUUCCGGUCGGAUUUCCAGUUGAAUCUGGAGCGGUUUUCGAUGGUCCCGGAUACGAAUGCCGAGAUGAAAUUCAUUGAUGAAAAACUGCAGUUUUUGGUGGGGGUGCUUUCUGAUCCGUGGGUCCUUCUUGAUGAGGAGGUUGAGCAGUUGCGGAGGGAGGCGGAGCGGGGGCAUGUCGAGAUUGCGGAGGAGAGGAGACGUGCGGAGAGGAGGCUUAAGAGACGGGCUGAACAGGAAGAGAAAGAUCAGCGGCAUAUACAAAGGCGGUAUGAGAAAGAGGAGAAGAAGAGGGCUUCGGCCGCGGGUGUUUGUAAGGAGAAUGGGGCAAGAGUUAUGGCGGAUAUUAAGCGUCGAAGGGGGGCUUCCGGUUCUGGGUCGAGCAGUUGA
Messenger RNA from Penicillium argentinense, 888 nucleotides. Its product is annotated as OB-fold domain-containing protein. Lineage: Eukaryota; Fungi; Ascomycota; Eurotiomycetes; Eurotiales; Aspergillaceae. The record is from RefSeq and is a predicted model, not a curated record. Bases 1 to 888 code for a protein of 295 amino acids. The transcript has 2 exons.